Colletotrichum phormii is the source of this 873-nucleotide messenger RNA. RefSeq lists its product as uncharacterized. The record is from RefSeq and is a predicted model, not a curated record. The transcript is spliced from 3 exons. Lineage: Eukaryota; Fungi; Ascomycota; Sordariomycetes; Glomerellales; Glomerellaceae. The coding region runs from base 1 to 873 and encodes 290 amino acids.
AUGGCAGAUGACGCGGCCGCGACAGGCGAGAAUGAAUUGCCGAAAAAGAAAAACCUAGCGAGGUACGCCAGGAAGUCCCUCUUGAAUUUCUGCCGUGUUCAUCUCCUCGCCCAAAACGAUUCAACGUCUAGCGACAAGUUCGCCCGCCACAUUUGCUCAUCAUCCUCCAACCCUGCAAAAUCUCGUGUUUUGCAAUCUCUACUAAAAUUGAGGAAAAAGGAUCCCAUCGGACUUGUCUCCGCCUUCAACGAUUCCUCCGUGAUGGAUCCCGUCCAGAACGUCCUCCGAUUCUGGUCCUUGUGCAAUGCCGAAAACGAACAAUGGUUCCUACAGAUGCUGACCACCCAAUUCGAGCCCCUCAUCGACAACAUCAAUUCCGGAAGACUCCAUGGCAGCUGGGAAUGGCUCACCGACAACGCAACGCUGACUACAAGCAUCGGUCUUCCACGGUACACUGGGACAACCUUCGAAGGUAUAGAGGCAAUCAACGAUCAUCUCGCUAGCCAAUACAAUUCCGAACCCCGCAUGGAGUUUGUUCCACUCCUCAUAACCUAUGGCCAAGGCCACAUUGCGUGUCAUGCGUGGUAUAGGCCAAGCGAUGAGGAAGUCCUCUCCAACCAUCCCGGCCACAACCUGCUCGUCACAGCGGACCUCAACGAUCACAAGAGACUAGUGAGAAUGGAAUUCAGAGAGUACACAAUUUGGGGACAGGAGACCUAUCCUGAAAGGGUCGACAAUUGCCGGGCUUGUAGGGAGAUAGCUUCCGAGAAGAGGAGUAUACUGAUGGAAGAGGACACAGAUGAGAGCUCAGGAGAUGAAAUAGAACUGGGGUUCUGGUCAGACCCUUUUUGGACAGGAAACCAUAACCACUGA